GUCUUUGACUCGCCCGCUUCUCAACACUUUGGUAAUCCGAAGACGGUAACACUAAGCAACUAACAAGCGCGAAUUUUCUACUUUUUUUUGCAUUUGCCAAAAAUAAGAAUUUGAAACAUGCCAAAGAUUAAGAAACAAAAGUCCACCUCUUCGGAGAGCGACAGCGGCCCGGAAGACCGCAAUCCACCGGCAAGUAAGAAAGCCAAGGAGACGCCGGCUGCGGAGGGAGCCAAGAAGGGUGCUGCAGGGGGUUCUGGGCCGUGGGUCCUGGAGAAGCUGCGUCAAGUGCGCAUCAACGAGUUCCGCGGCCGGAAGAUGGUAGACAUUCGCGAACAUUAUGAGAAGAACGGCGAAAUUAUGCCCGGAAAGAAGGGCAUCUCUCUAUCAAUACAGCAGUGGAAGAAACUUCUUGAAAUGGCCGAUGAAAUAACGCGCGCAGUAGAGAACUAGGUUUAAGAUAUUAGAGUUAAGGCCCUACACCAUGUUAGCAAACAUUUAAGUGGGCUAGCUCCACUCACUGAAUAAAUGUUAAUUCAAAAUAAUGAAAAUUCUUAGCAAACUGA
Drosophila serrata is the source of this 563-nucleotide messenger RNA. It is a transcript of the gene Ssb-c31a, whose product is annotated as single stranded-binding protein c31A. NCBI's taxonomy places the organism in Eukaryota, Metazoa, Arthropoda, Insecta, Diptera, Drosophilidae. Gene Ontology annotation, molecular function: transcription coactivator activity; DNA binding. The record is from RefSeq and is a predicted model, not a curated record. Gene Ontology annotation, biological process: positive regulation of transcription initiation by RNA polymerase II.